AUAUCAUUGUUAUAUGACUGUGUUUGCUGGGACAAUACCUGACCAUAACUAAACUAAAAUUUGGUACAAAAAAUUAAACAAUUAAGAUCGAGGAGAAUCGAGCAGAGUAUCGCUUCAGCUUUGUUUUAUUGUUUUAAUAGACUGAAACUGGCUUAGCUAAAGAGCCAUAUAUAAUCAUAAUCAUCAUGAUCAUUAUCAUCGCUUCGUAUUCUUCGCGAUCGCUACUGCUGAUGGCGAGUCUAGGAUAAUCGCGAGCAUCUCUCAUAAAAUAUCGAAUUGUUCCUCGAUCGUGAUUAUAUCUCCAAUAUUGUGCCAAUAUUGAUCAGUAUAUCAUAGGAUCGAAUGCCGUUCAUGUGUGCUCGGGAUCGGCCAAAAUUAGUCGGCUCAUCGCACCUUCGGUCUAUUAUCUUUGUGCCAAGGUGCAGCGAGAGCUCGCGAGGAACUCGCGUAUAUCAUCAGACAUGAUGUCUGCAUUAUCUUUGUUUUUUACUGAAUAUCGUGUAAUUACGGUUGAAUUCGAGCAACGCCGGUUAUUUCGAGACAUUACCGACCGUACGCCACGUUAAUUCUUCAAUUAUCAGAAGAGCUUGGUAUGAGUUGGCCUUCGUGAUAAUUUACUUGCACGAUAUGUUUUACGAUGUGAUUGUAUCUCUGGUCGAUGUUGAAGAGAAAUACACGCGUGAACGCGUCACGAUCGAAUGAAAAGCGGAACAAUCUACGAAUUUUCUGCAAUUUUCGCAAUAUAGAUUAGAAUAGCUGAAACAAUAGAGUAAUGAUCGCUUGAAAUACCUAGUACGAAACAAAGAAGAAACGCAUAUAGAUGGACAUUAGACUUUAUAAUAGCUGGCCUAGAUUGUGAGAAUUAACAUGAAGAUUUAUGUGCGGUUUCAUGUCCCCCUCGCGAAACUUUUAGAUUCAUUUAUUUGAACAGGUUACUAUAACAAUAUGCGAAUAAUUGCGCCCUUUAUUAUUAUAAAAUAUAUAUAAUUUCAAAAUGUUAUUAAAAUAUUAUUAAAAUCGUAAAACAAGUACUAAAGUCAAAUGUAUGGAUUCUUCGACGAAUUUGAUUCUGUCACGAUAUGAAAACGCGUAUUAAAGUAUAACUCGGCACCCUAUUUGAGAGACCCUGUAUGAACUGAUAGAGAUUGGCAAUUUCAGAUCUAGCUGAUGGAAAUUAAGUCAGACUGUACAGAUGGAACUUGUAUUCCAAUGAGGACUUCGAUAGCCCAGCGAAACGAUUAAUCAAUCAGCAGACACGAAUGAGGUUUGAUGCAUCGACACCGCUCGGUGUUGGUGUGCCGGAACGCUCGUUCGUGACCGCAGUACCUCUCUCUCGCUCUCGCGCAGAUACGGAGAAGCAAGUGCACCUCUCGCUACCGUGAACGAUGUCUGGACGCGGCAAAGGAGGCAAAACUAAGGGGAAAGCCAAGACCCGCAGCAGCAGGGCAGGGCUCCAGUUCCCUGUGGGAAGGAUUCAUCGUCUUCUCAGGAAAGGCAAUUACGCGGAACGUGUCGGUGCCGGCGCGCCGGUCUACCUCGCCGCCGUGAUGGAAUAUCUGGCGGCCGAAGUGCUCGAGUUGGCUGGAAAUGCCGCCAGGGACAACAAAAAGACUAGGAUAAUUCCACGCCACUUGCAGUUGGCCAUCAGGAAUGACGAAGAACUUAACAAAUUACUGUCUGGAGUGACCAUUGCUCAAGGUGGAGUCCUGCCUAAUAUUCAAGCGGUGUUGCUGCCGAAGAAAACUGGUACUGGCGGUUCUGGAAAGGGUGACAAAGCGUCACAGGAAUAUUAGAUUAUUAUACAUUUAUAACUUUCACCAUGCUUUAGAAAUAUGACUUUGUUUUUUGAAAUUGGGAAAUAAUAUCCUCGUAAGUCUACGACAGGACACCGAGAUUCGUAGGAUCCGUUAUGGAAGUCGUUCUUCUUUUUGUUUUAUUUUUCUUUAACUGCCUCGUCAUUUUUCAUAUCCAGAUCUGAAAUAUUUUCUUUGCGUCUCUACUGAUUAACUCACCUGCAACCAGAUCUUGAUUGCCCGGAGUUUAUGACGUGGCUACAUUGAUUAUCACAGUAAAUCCUACCUUGGACACUGUUGAAAAUAUAAUAAUCGUUUGAAAGUGCUUUCUCUUAUUUUUUUUUCUUUAAUGAUGACGGUCUUUGGUUAAGGAUGUUACAAUAGUGAACGGGAAUCUAAAAAUGUUACAUUUUAAGAUGCACUGUUAAUCCUGAUGUAUUUAAUUACUCUCUCAAAUUUAAGUAGUAUUACUAUUAUACGUAGUUUCCCUUUCUUUUCCCACACUUUCUUCCAGUUUUUUUUGUUUUUUUUUAAUAUAUGUUUUUCAUCCCUGCUUUCCACCUUCACAUUUGAAAGGUCAUUGGGACUUCUACUACCAAUAAAUACUUGAAAGUGUAUUGUGAGAGCUCUUGAAUGUUUUUGUUGAAUGUAAACGAUAUUUAAUGCGAAAAUAAAAACGUGGCAUUGCGUCCUCAUUUGAGUUUA
Molecule: messenger RNA, 2498 nt
Organism: Ooceraea biroi (clonal raider ant)
Lineage: Eukaryota; Metazoa; Arthropoda; Insecta; Hymenoptera; Formicidae
Product: histone H2A
Cellular component (GO): nucleosome
Molecular function (GO): structural constituent of chromatin; protein heterodimerization activity; DNA binding
Source: RefSeq, a predicted model, not a curated record